AUGGGGCUAUUUGCACACUUAAAAGCCCUCGCACAAUCUAUCGUGCUGCUGACGCAGGGCCAGAGUUUUCAGCACCUCACAGGAGUGACCCCAAAAGUAGUGAUGAGGCCUGGGCACGACCAAAAAUCUGCCAAAGGUGCUGAGGCUUGGUUAAAUCAAGGGAAUUUUGUUUCCCAUGUGUCUGAGAGUUUGCUGGUAGUUGGGGUCUUGCUCACUCGCUUCUAUUUGGAGGAGAAAAGAAGCCGGAGACGUGAGGCACAGAGGAGGGCGGCCGUGCCCCCCAACCACCCACGGGUCACGUCGGAACGCGAACCCUUCCCUCAGCACGUGCGGUACGAGAGCACCGGCCCGGCGCUGUGCACCGUGGUCUUCCUGCUCGUCUACUUCUUCGGCAUGGCCAGUUCCAUCUGGUGGGUCAUCCUCUCCCUCACCUGGUUCCUCGCCGCCGGCAUGAAGUGGGGCAACGAGGCCAUCGCUGGCUACGCCCAAUAUUUCCACCUGGCCGCCUGGCUGCUCCCCAGCGUCAAGUCCAUCGCGGUGCUGGCGCUCAGCUCCGUGGACGGGGACCCAGUGGCUGGCAUCUGCUACGUGGGCAACCAGAGCUUGGAGAACUUACGGGGCUUCGUGCUGGCACCGCUGCUCAUCUACUUGGCCAUCGGCUCCAUGUUCCUGCUGGCCGGCUUCGUCUCCCUCUUCCGCAUCCGCAGCGUCAUCAAGCAGCAGGGCGGCCCCACCAAGACCCACAAGCUGGAGAAGCUGAUGAUACGCCUGGGCCUCUUCACUGUGCUCUACACCGUGCCAGCUGCCAGUGUGGUCGCCUGCCUCUUCUAUGAGCAGCACAACCGGCCCCGCUGGGAGGCCACGCACAACUGCCCCUGCCUGCGCGACCAGCAGCCUGAUCAGGCCAGACGCCCUGACUAUGCUGUCUUCAUGCUCAAGUACUUCAUGUGCCUGGUGGUGGGCAUCACCUCCGGUGUCUGGGUCUGGUCCGGCAAGACCCUCGAGUCCUGGAGGGCCCUCUGCACCCGCUGCUGCUGGGCCAGCAAAGGUGCUGCUCUGGCUGGGGGAACAGGGGCAGGAGCAGGAGGGCAGGCAGCAAUCGCUGCGGCAGGAGGACUUGGGGCUGGAGGCGGUGGCUCCCUCUACAGCGAUGUCAGCACCGGCCUGACGUGGAGGUCGGGCACCGCCAGCUCCGUCUCCUACCCCAAGCAGAUGCCCCUGUCUCAAGUGUGAGGAGGGGGAAAGAGGCCAAAGGUUAGGGAAUGAGGGACACUGGCCUGCCUAAAAUGCCCCCUCACUGUUUGGUGCCAUUAAUGAACCCCUAAUGGUCCUUAUUAGCCACAGCUUGUAUAGAACAAUGCAGCUGGCAGAGGCCCCAGGCUCCAGCCCCCUCCUCCCUCCCCUCCAUUCACAUGCUGGGAGCAUGUACUUCAAGGAGCCAGCUUAUUAUUUUGCUGGCAGAGGAGGGUAGAGGCUCACCCGUGUCUUGCAGAGGGCAAGGCACUGCAGCUUCUGAUUCACUCUGGACUAACAGCAGCUCUUCCCUCAUGGGAGGGAGGGUCUUUCUCCCCCCCAUCCUGAGGGGGGAGCCUGCUGGGACUGCAGGUUUUUGGGAUGUUGAUGACCAGGCAAAUGCCUUACAACACAGACUGAAUCAAAACAUGUCUUAAUUAUACACCCCAGCUAAAUACGGGUUUCCUACAUUAAAGGAUGUAUUUAUAUAAUUAUUUGUUACCUUGUACAGAUGUGUAAAAUAUGUAUAUAUCCAAAGCUAUACAGUCUGUAAAUUUUUUUUGUAAAAAAGUGUAGAGGCUACCCCUGUAAGAGCAAAUACGAGUAUUCUAUUUUGUCAAUAAAAUGACUUUUGAUAAAUGA
Charadrius vociferus (killdeer) is the source of this 1875-nucleotide messenger RNA. It is a transcript of the gene FZD8, whose product is annotated as frizzled class receptor 8. The record is from RefSeq and is a predicted model, not a curated record. The transcript has 3 exons. Gene Ontology annotation, molecular function: Wnt receptor activity; Wnt-protein binding. Gene Ontology annotation, cellular component: plasma membrane. Gene Ontology annotation, biological process: non-canonical Wnt signaling pathway; canonical Wnt signaling pathway. Bases 1 to 1233 code for a protein of 410 amino acids. Lineage: Eukaryota; Metazoa; Chordata; Aves; Charadriiformes; Charadriidae.